Adineta ricciae is the source of this 285-nucleotide messenger RNA. The record is from the annotation of a GenBank genome assembly. Lineage: Eukaryota; Metazoa; Rotifera; Eurotatoria; Adinetida; Adinetidae.
AUGAAUAAUCUACUUGUUGCUCUACUUGAUACUGAAAAUCGACAUCCGCGUAUCGAAAGUAACCUUGGUCAUCGUAUUUGGCGUUUUACUAACAGGAAUCAAUGCAUUCAAUUCGUCCAAAAUCAAAUGCCAACUUGUCAACAAAUCGACCUCUUUCUUUCUCAUCAGCACAGAGAUCUUAUUGGAAAUCAAUUAGUUUUACUUAACACAAUUCAUUUUCAUAUAUAUUACCCAACUGAAGAUGGUAUUCAAAACAAUCAUAAUGGUACACGUAUGUGGGUUUAA